AUGUCUAUUGCCAUAAAGCAAGCAUUUGGGAAGAAGAUUCCAACAAAUAUUCCUAAAGUUCGAAUUGACAAUAUUUUGUUUCACUCUAUGGAGAAUAUUGAAAAAUGGAAAUUUGUUUAUCAAAGAAGUUUAGCACUGGAAAGGGAAUUGGGCAAAGAUGCUUUUGAAUGCAAAGAGGUGAUGAGUCUGAUUCAAGAGGCUGGAUUGAAUGAAACUGUAACUAGAUUUGGCAAGUGUUAUGAAAUUCUUGUUAAAGAAUUUAUUGUGAACAUCUCUAAGGAAUGUGAUAACAAGAGGAGCAAGGAGUCUAGAAAAGUGUAUGUCAGAGGAAGAUGUGUAGAUUUUUCUCCUGAAAUAAUAAAUAGGUUUUUGGGCAGAAAUGAAGAAGACCAAGCUGAAGUAGAAGUCUCUGACAAUGUUAUCUGGACUAAGUCAAGUUUUAACUUUGGAUCUUAUGUCUUUGAUCAAACUAUGAAGCAUGUUACCUCUUAUGAUGUGAAGAUGCCAAUAGCUUUUCCCUCAUUGAUCUGUGGUGUUAUUUUGAGUCAACACCCAAGUAUCUUAAUCAGUUCUAACAACAUCGGCAAAAGGGACCCUCCUCUCUCAUUACAUUAUAGGAUCUUCACUAGGAAACAUGUUCCAGAAAUUAUCAUGGCAUAUGGACAAACAUAUUACAUGCCUACUACUAGAACAUGCAUCAGUGCUGAGCUAAAAGAUACCUGCAAGACCUUGGAUGAAACUAUCAAAAGAUGUACUAGGAGGAAAAACAAGAUUGAAAUAUUGAUAAAGGCCUUGUCUAAAGAAGAAGGAAUGUUGAAAGGUGAUGGAAUAGGUGAAGAAGAGGAAAAUGAAUAA
Messenger RNA from Lathyrus oleraceus (garden pea), 855 nucleotides. RefSeq lists its product as uncharacterized. The transcript is spliced from 2 exons. NCBI's taxonomy places the organism in Eukaryota, Viridiplantae, Streptophyta, Magnoliopsida, Fabales, Fabaceae. The coding region runs from base 1 to 855 and encodes 284 amino acids. The record is from RefSeq and is a predicted model, not a curated record.